AUGGCGGGCAGUGCUCGCCGCGCGGGAAACCCUCCGAUCCCGCCCCGCGGGGGCCGGCAGCGGGCGGGCAGAAGCCGAGCACCGCCCCGCCGCCAUAGCGGAUUGCCGGCUCCGGGUUCGGCUGGAAGCGACGCGAUGGAGCUGGCGUUGCUGUUGCUGCUCGGCGCGCUGCUGCCCGCCGCCGCCCUGUACCUGUGCUGCGUGCGGCGGCACACGGGCAGCGCGGCCGCAACGCUGCACCGUCGAGAGCCGGGCCGAGCCGCAGCCUCUCGCCCGCUGCGGGACGCCUGGGCCCCGAGGCUGUGCGGCUUCUGGCUGCGGCUCUUCGUACACACGGCUAACACGGCUUUUGGACAGAUCUUGUUACUGCCAUUUUUACUAAGGCUGAACAACUUCUCCCUCAUGCGUUCUCUUGACAUUCAUGAAGAUCCCACAUUUAUCCCAGAGGUCGCUGCAGAGGUUACAGAAGACAAGUCUGAGACUAAAAGCACUUUGGAUAUCAUCAAGCAGCUGAUAGAUACAAGGCCUGAUUCUGCCAGCCAUGGGUUUAGCUUCAAAGGGAUCAAAGACUACCUGGACUGCUACCGGAGUGGGAAGCUGACGCCAUCUCAAGUAGCAAAGAACAUCAUUGCUGUGCUGGAGGACUGCGACAAAUCCACGCCCCCACUCAGAGCAAUAGUGCAAUGGAACCAGGAGCAAAUAAUGCUGAUGGCCGAGGCCUCCACUGCUCGUUACAGGAAUAAAUGUCCCCUGUCUUACCUGGAUGGCAUCCCAGUGUGCCUGAAAGAAGAGUUCAAAGUGGUACCCUACUAUCACCGAGUAGGAACAGUGUACCUUGGAACAGAGCCUGAAACAGAAGAUGCCACUGUGGCCAAGAAGCUGCGAGAGGCUGGAGCUGUGAUUAUUGGGGUCUCAAACAUGCACGAACUAGGGACUGGAACAACUGGAUGCAACCCUAAUAGGUACCACAAGAUCCCUAGGAAUCCCUACAAGCCCAACCAUUUCACAGGUGGGAGCUCCAGUGGGUCGGCAGCAGCUGUAGCAGCAGGUCUCUGCCCAGUGGCCAUUGGCACAGAUGGAGGCGGCUCUGUGAGGAUUCCUGCCUCGUUCUGUGGUGUGGUGGGGCUGAAAGGUACAUUUGGGCGGAUCAGCAGUCAUGGCAGCCUCCCCCUCUCUUAUUCCACAGUCAGUGUAGGUCCUAUUUGUACCUCAGUGGCAGAUGCAGCCAUUGUUUACAGUAUUCUUGCUGAGCCAGAUCCACUCUAUCCAUAUGGACUAAAGCAACCCAAAGCAACCCUGUCAGAUAUGUGUGCUCCUGACCUGAAAGGCUUAAAACUGGGAGUGGAUUGGACGUUUUUUAAGGCAUGUGAUGCAGAAAUCCUGUCCGUCUGUGAGAAAGCUACGGAGUACCUGCAGAAUUUGGGAGCCAGCGUGGUUGAAGUAUCUCUUCCAGAGAUGGAGGAAGUGAAAAUAGCCCACACGAUCUGCAUUCUCAGUGAGAUGAGGGACUUCCUGCAGCCCGACUUCAACAAACAUUUCCAGGAAAUGAAUUUGGAGACUCGGGCUAGCCUGGCUUUGGGUUCCCAGUUCACCGCUCUGGAUUAUAUUACGGCAAAUCGACAGAGAACUCGCAGCAUGAGGUUUUUGCGAGAGAUCUUCACCACUGUGAACUGCAUACUUACACCAGCUGUUGCUUCCACUGCCCCGAGAAUCCACGAAUCUGACCUUCUGACUGGCAGCAGCAAUAUUUCAUUCACAAUGAGGUCUAUGAGGUUCAUGCAGCUUGGUAACUUCACUGGGAUUCCAGGCCUCGUCGUUCCUAUUGGUUAUUCUACUGCUGGGCUUCCAAUUGGCUUCCAGGUCAUGGCAAAGUGGUGGGAUGAAGCUGUUCUUCUGAGGAUUGGCCUGAAGCUAGAGCAGUUUCGUCGCCAGACCAAAAAACCAACCAUUCAUUAUGACAUCCUUGCAUGAUGGAAUGAUUAAGAUGGGGAACGAGUCUUCUUUUUCCCCUUGUCUGACCUGGCCAGAUACUGGAGUGGACUUGUUUUCAAUGUUUAACUGAAUGAGGUUUAGCAGCAGACCCAUGGGAGAAAUGAGGAGGAACACUGUUCAAAGCAGGCAUUGCUGCUGAGCAGACAUCACUUCUGCUCUGUACGUUCUUGAAUGGUCCAGCUCAUAGUGAGGAGACCAACUGUACUAGCUUGUUCCUCACUGUGUUUCUGCCAACAGGGGAACCUGCAAGUAUCUUUUGCAACCUUUUUCCACGUCAGGGUCCCAUGUAAAGAUGGGAGACAGCUGCGGCUACACGGCUGUGUGUGGAAAGCCAGUCUCUAAACCUUAAACCUCUUACAAAGCUCCUCCUGCUGCUGAAUUAAAGAAAGGUACUGUUUUGAGAGA
Molecule: messenger RNA, 2397 nt
Organism: Lagopus leucura (white-tailed ptarmigan)
Lineage: Eukaryota; Metazoa; Chordata; Aves; Galliformes; Phasianidae
Product: fatty acid amide hydrolase-like
Molecular function (GO): catalytic activity
Source: RefSeq, a predicted model, not a curated record